GGGGAGCGGGGCGGCGGCGGGCGCGGAGCCGGAGCCCGGAGCCGUGGCCCGGGGCCGGGGCCAUGCGGCGGGCGGCGGCGCUGGUGCUGCUGGCGGCGGCGCUGAGCGGCCCCGGGGCCGGGGCGCGGAGCUGCCCCGCGCUCAGCCUGGGCUGCAAGUGCGCGGCCGAGCGGGCCAAGGCGAGCGGCGGCCCCGGCGCGCCCCGGCGGAGGGUGGUCUGCAGCGGCGGGGGGCUCCCCGCGCCGCCCGAGCCGCGCCUGCUGCCCGAGGGCACCGUCACGCUGCUGCUGGCCAACAACAAGAUCACGGUGCUGGAGAACGGCUCUUUCUUCGGGCUGCGGGCUCUGGAGAAGCUGGACCUGAAGAACAACCUGAUCAGUACAGUCCAGCCAGGCGCCUUCCUCGGCCUCCCCGAGCUGAAGCGGCUGGACCUCUCCAACAACCGCAUCGGCUGCCUGAGUGCCAGCGUCUUCCAGGGGCUCCCCAACCUCCUCCGACUGAACGUGUCCGGAAACAUCUUCUCCAGUCUCCCGCCCGGUGUUUUUGACGAGCUCCCCGCCCUGAAAGUCGUGGACUUCGCCACCGAGUACCUGACGUGCGACUGCAACCUGCGCUGGGUGCUGCGCUGGGCCCGUGAGCGGCCGGCGCAGAUCUCGGAGCGGACGGUGUGCGCGUUCCCCCGGCAGCUGCGCGGCGUGGCCCUGCGAGGGGCCCGGGACGGGCAGCUCCGCUGCGCGGGAGCCCCGGAGCUGCACACCCACCACCUCAUCCCGUCGCUGCGCCAGGUGGUUUUCCAGGGAGACCGGCUGCCCUUCCAGUGCACGGCCACGUACCUGGACAACAGCACCCAGAUCCGGUGGUUCCACAACCGCGAGCCCGUGCAGGAGGAUGAGCAGACGGGCGUCAUCGUGGAGGAGAGUCUCAUCCACGACUGCACCUUCAUCACCAGCGAGCUCAUCCUCUCCAACAUCCACGUCUCCGCCAACGGCGAGUGGGAAUGCGCCGUCUCCACCUCGCAGGGCAACGUCAGCAAGAAGGUGGAGAUCGUGGUGCUGGAGACCUCCGCAUCCUACUGCCCUGCCGAGCGGGUCACCAACAACCGCGGGGACUUCAGGUGGCCCCGCACCCUGGCAGGGAUCACGGCCUACCAGCCCUGCCUGCAGCACCCGUUCGCCGCGGGCCCGGCGGGCGGGGGCUCGGCGGGCGAGAAGCAGGCGUGGCGGCGCUGUGACCGCGCCGGGCGCUGGGAGGACGGGGACUACUCCCACUGCCUGUACACCAACGACAUCACCCGCGUGCUCUACACCUUCGUGCUGAUGCCCAUCAAUGCCUCCAACGCCCUGACCCUGGCUCACCAGCUCCGCGUCUACACGGCCGAGGCGGCCAACUUCUCGGACAUGGUUGAUGUCCUCUACGUGGCCCAGAUGAUAGAGAAGUUUAUCGGCUACGUGGACCAGAUCAAGCAGCUGACAGACGUGAUCGUGGAGAUGGCCAGCAACAUCAUGCUGGUGGACGACCACAUCCUGUGGAUGUCCCAGAAGGAGGAGAAGGCCUGCAGCAGCAUCGUGCGCUCCCUGGAGAGGAUCGCUGCCCACACGCUGGGCAGCAACUCCCAGCACAUGGCAGUGAACUCUCGAAACAUCGCCUUCGAGGCGUACGUGGUGAAGCCCGAGAGCUACGUGGGGCUGAGCUGUGUGGCGUUCCAGCGCUGGGACAGGACCCCCCCAGGACGUCCCCCCCAGGCCGAGCGGGGGCCCGAGCCCACGCCCGACCAGCAGCUCCGGCUCCGCUGCACCACGGGCCGGCCCAACAUCUCCCUGACCAGCUUCCACAUCAAGAACAGCAUCGCCCUGGCCUCCAUCCAGCUGCCCCCCAGCCUGUUCGCCAGCCCCGGCCCGGCCCCGCCGGGGGCCGACUGCAAACUCCAGCUGCUGGUGUUCCGCAACGGGAAACUCUUCUGCAGCACCGGGAACUCCUCCCGCCUCGCCGACGAUGGCAAACGCCGCAGCGUGGCCACCCCCGUCAUCUACGCCGGGACCUAUGGCUGCGGGGUGGAGAACCUGUCAGAGCCGGUGGCUGUGUCCCUGCGACACCCCGGGGAAGGCACCGACCCCGUGGCUGCCUACUGGAACUUCGAGGUGCUGGGGGGCAUGGGGGGCUGGAGCGCUGAGGGGUGCCAGCUGGGCACCCGCGAGCCCAACGUCACCUCCCUGCACUGCCGGCACCUCAGCAACGUGGCCGUGCUCAUGGAGCUCAGCGGGUUCCCCAGCGAGGCUCAAGGCGCUGUGGAGGUGCUGCACCCGGCCAUGUACACCUGCACGGCUGUGCUGCUGCUCUGCCUCUUCACCACCAUCAUCACCUACAUCGUCCACCACGGCACCAUCCUCAUCCCGCGGAAGGGCUGGCACAUGCUGCUCAACCUCUGCUUCCACAUCGCCAUGACGGCCGCCGUCUUCGCGGGAGGCAUCACCCUCACCGGCUACCGGGCCGUGUGCCAGGCCGUCGGGAUCAUCUUGCACUACUCGUCCCUCUCCACGCUGCUCUGGAUGGCGGUGAAGGCCCGGGUGCUCUACAAGGAGGUGACCUGGAAGGCGCCGCAGCAGCCGGACAGGGACACGGCGCAGGCAGCCCCCAGACCCAUGCUGCGGUUCUACCUGAUCGCCGGCGGGAUCCCCCUCAUCAUCUGUGGGAUCACAGCAGCUGUCAACAUCCAAAACUACCACGACAACAACCCCUACUGCUGGCUCGUGUGGCGGCCCAGCCUGGGCGCUUUCUACGUCCCCGUGACUUUCAUCCUGCUCGUCACCUGGAUUUAUUUCCUCUGUGCCGGGCUCAGCCUCCAGUGCCGACCCUCGCAGCAGAAAGACAUCCCGGAGCCGCUGGAGCCACCGCCACGGCUGGGGGGUACCAGCGACCUCCUGACAGACUCUGGGUCCAUCUCAGUGACGCUGAACUCGGGGCCGGCCUGUCCCGAGGGGGACGGUGUCCACUCCCUGCGGGUGCAGUUCUGGGCACUGCUGGCCACCCACGGCCUGUACGUGGCCCUGUGGACGUUCGGCGCCAUGGCCGUGUCCCAGCGCUGGUACCUGAACAUCGUCUUCAGCUGCCUCUACGGGGUCACCGCCGUGGCGCUGGGGCUCUUCAUCUUCGUCCAUCACUGUCUCCGGCGCCGGGACGUGCUCAGCUCCUGGUUCUCCUGCUGCCCGUCGUACCGGAACGCACUGCCCAUGCAGGCCUACGUGCACCCGGGGCUGGGGCCAGAGGACGGCUCCCAGGUCUUCAUCGGCUGCGACCCCGAGGCCGCUCGCUCCGGAGCCUCGUCCUCCCCGAGCAGCGCCGGCUCUGCCGGGGGCCGGUGCAAGCUCACCAACCUGCAGGUAGCCCAGAGCCAGGCGGACGCUCGCCCGGCGCCCUGCCCCGAGCCGGAGCCGGCCGACGGGAAGCCCCUGAGGCACAGCAGCAACAUCCACGGCCGCAGGAGCCACAGGGGCAGAACUAAGCCGUGCCGGGACGGGAAGCACCACCGCUUGAAAAUGCUGCGGGGCCCCUCGGAGCACCUGUCCAGCGAGAGCGGGAGCCUCCACAACAGCCACUCCGAGAGCUACCCCAGCGGCAGGACCAGCCCGGGCAGCGGCGGCCGGCCGCGGGUGCCGCACGAUGGAGAAGCGCUCCCCAGCCCCUCGGAGGGCAGCGACGGCGGGCGCAGGGUGCCCGAGCUGUGCGAGGCUCGCCGGAGGAGCGGCAGCCGGGACAACCUGCGGCCGGGCGGCGGCGCCGAGAGGGAGGCGAAGCGCCGCUCCUACCCCCUCAAUGUGGGCAGCCACAACGGCGGCUUCAAGGGCAGCAAGUACGACAUCAACCUGGCCGGCGCCGACAGCGUGGCCGGCAUGAAGAGCGGCCUCUGGAAGAGCGAAACCACCGUGUGAAGGUGGGGAAGAACCGACGGGAGCAGGGUUUUCCUGCGGGAGCCGCGGCCGGAGCUGCUCGGGGCACGGCGCUGCGGGAAUCACAGCGUGCACUGGCAGGGAUGGGCCGGGGGCUCCGAGCACAGCACGAUCCCGAGCCCACCCAGCUCCCCGGGGAGCCUCCAGGCAAUCCCUGCCCGCCAGCAGCCGGAAUUGCAGCCGUGCUUUAAUCGCUCCUGCAUGUCACUUGAGAUUGAUCCUAAAUGCUAUUUUAUAUUAUACAGAGGAAAUGUCUAUUUUUCAAAGCUAUAUUAUUGAAUGUAUAUAUGUAUAGACAGAGCCGUAGGUGGCGCGAGGGCCCCGCUCCCGUCCCUGUGCCACGACUGCAAUAUUCCCCGAGGGACCACUCCAAGUGCCCUUUAAGUCCAGGCACCGCAGCCUCAGCCUGAGCAAACUGCAUCUGGAGAGGGAGAGCUGCUCCCUCUGGGACCUUCCUACCUGCCUGCCAGCCCUGGGGGCUGCACGGUGCCAAAGCCAUACUGCAAGGUAAGAGGAGCCUCAGCUCCAAGGUGAGGUGAUUGUCUGCACUGCUUUAAUGCCAGACACUAAAAUAAUGGGCAGAAAAGGCUCGAGGCAUUAAAACCACAGCCAGAAAAGGCUCCCAGGCCCUCAGAGGCUCAAGCCAUGCAAUGGGGUGGGCUGGAAGAUCUGUGCUGCUGCCGGAGCCAGGACUGACCCUCUGUGCCAAAGAACCAAGAUGUGGGAGAGGCCCAGAGCAGCUGUGUCCUAAAUCCAAGUGUUCAAGCUCAGAAAAUAGCUGGGUUUGCUCUCAAGAAGGCAGAGACCAUUCCUGGGAAUGCAAGAGAAUGAUGCUGAGGAAUGAGGGACCUUCCUCAGACAGACAAAGGGCUGGAACCUGGAUAAGCACUUACUGUUCCCACUAAAGAACAAGUUUCCCCUUUCCCCAGCACACGUGAAACAGCCAGGCCACAGAGGCUGCAGCAAAGCACAGGAGGAAGGUGGGAGCCUGGUGCCUCCCCUGCCCUUUCCAGCCUCCCCUGCCUCAGUUUCCCCUGCCUGCAAAUGAGUUUAAUGACGUAGCUACCUCCGAGGGGUUGUGGGGUUGGCAGGGCCACGAGCCAGGGGAGGAAAAAGCACUUAGUGGGGAUUGGUCUCACCUGGGAACCUCUCACCCUAGGAGGCUGGGGCACCCCUGAGCUUAACCUGCCACUCCCUGCCUGCCUCGGCUUCCCUGCCCAACUAAAUGUUGAAAUAUUUCAUUGUCCCUGGUAUUUAACACCAUUUGAAGCCUCACUGCAGCUCCUGCAGCCUCCCCAGCCUGGCUGAUGCCCCGUGUCCUAUUGCUUGCUGCAUCGUGACAGUAUUAGAGGAAAAGCUUUGUAUUCCUAAUUACACUUUGUUUUGUCUGUUUACAAGCGAAUGACAUAUCAACAGAGCUUCCUGCAAUAUCCGGGGGGAGGGGAGGGAAAUAUGCCAAAGAAAUGUCUUUAAAGGGGUCUUUUUGCAUUUUUAUAUGAAUAGAAUGUUUCUAGCAGAUAUGUUUUGUUUAAUAUAUUAAAGAUAUGCCAAUCUGC
This is a messenger RNA of Poecile atricapillus (Black-capped chickadee), 5500 nucleotides long. RefSeq names its product adhesion G protein-coupled receptor A2 (gene ADGRA2). The transcript is spliced from 19 exons. Gene Ontology annotation, biological process: sprouting angiogenesis; G protein-coupled receptor signaling pathway; positive regulation of canonical Wnt signaling pathway. The record is from RefSeq and is a predicted model, not a curated record. NCBI's taxonomy places the organism in Eukaryota, Metazoa, Chordata, Aves, Passeriformes, Paridae. Gene Ontology annotation, molecular function: G protein-coupled receptor activity; protein binding. The coding region runs from base 63 to 3926 and encodes 1287 amino acids. Gene Ontology annotation, cellular component: plasma membrane; Wnt signalosome.